GGAGGGAAAGAGAAGAAACCGUCCCACGUCGGACGUCCGCGGGGCUCGUCCUCUCAGACCUUACGUCAUAGCGCGCGCUUAUACAGGCUGGCGGGCCCCGGUGCGGCCGCAGACGGAGGCGCGCGCGGAGCUGACACGGCGACGGCACGAGGAGGAUGAAGCUCACCUGCGGAGAGCGGCGGCUCGUGCGUUUGGGACGGGACUAGUUCAGGAGUCGAUGCCAGUGAUGAGUUGGCUGCUGGUGUGGAUUCUAACCGCAGCCGGGAUUCAACAGGCCCACUCCCAGAAUUCCACUGCCAUGCCGCCUGCGACAGCGGCGACGCCCCCGGACGCGGAGCCGUACAACCGCACAGAGAUCUGCAAGUGGCCCUGCGAUUGCCCCCAGGUGGCCCCGAGCUGCCCGCCGGGCGUCAGCCUCUUCAUCGACGGGUGUGAAUGCUGCAAGGCCUGCGCCCGGCAGGUGGGCGAGGCGUGCAACGAGGCCGACACGUGCGACUACCACAAGGGACUGUACUGUGACUACAGCGCGGACAAGCCUAGGUACGAAAAAGGAGUGUGUGCAUAUUUGGGGGGAACCGGCUGCGAGCACGAUGGGGUGAUUUACCGUAACGGGCAGAGUUUCAAGCCCAGUUGUAAGUACCAGUGCGUGUGUGUGGACGGAGCAAUCGGCUGCGUGGCGCUGUGCACCGAGUCUCAGCCUCCGAGGGUGUGGUGUCAAAACCCACGGCGGGUCAAAGUCAGGGGUCAAUGCUGCGAGCGAUGGAUCUGCGAUGAACCCAAAAGAGGGCGCAAGACGGCGGCGCGACACGCCGUAGAGGCUUCCCCGGCGGAGACCAGGAGCUGGCACAAGAACUGCAUUACCCAGACUACCUCAUGGAGCCCCUGCUCAAAGAGCUGUGGUCGCGGCGUGUCCCUGAGGGUCUCCAAUGCCAACGAGCAGUGUGAGCUGGUCAAAGAGUCUCGCCUGUGCAACCUGCGGCCCUGCGAAGUGGACAUCACCAAACACAUCAAGCCGGGAAAGAAGUGCCUGAACAUUUACAGGGAAGCAGUGGCCUUGAACCUCACCAUCUCUGGCUGCACCAGCAGGAAGCAGUACAGGCCCAAAUACUGCGGCGUGUGCACGGACGAGCGCUGCUGCAUCCCCUACAAGUCCAAAACAAUCGACGUAGAGUUUGAGUGUCCCAACGGCUCAGCGUUCACCUGGAAGAUGCUGUGGGUCCAGGCCUGCUUCUGCAACCUCAGCUGCAGAAACCCCAACGACAUCUUCGCCGGGCUGGAGAGUUACUAUGGUUACCCGGAAGUCGUGAACUAACAGGCGGCAGUCCCGCUUCCUGUGGGAGGAUCUGUGCUUCUUUCCGUUGCGCAAUGAUGUGUAUGAUUAUGUAAAACACAUUUUCUGACUUUUUUUUCUAUUAGAAAAAAUUGGUAAAUAUGAACAAUAUGUGUGUUUCCAGAUUGGACUCCGCACUGCUUUGCAAACGCUAACGUAUUCUGCCCGUGAGUGCGUGAGAUAGUGAAGGCUUAAUUUAUUUAUCUUUUUGCAUAUGAAAUAACAUGCAAUGAUCUUGAUGCGCUUUUGAGAUCUUCAAACUCACAAGUCUACUUAGAUAAAGGAAGUUAUCUAGAGUACGCCUUAAGUU
Molecule: messenger RNA, 1640 nt
Organism: Pungitius pungitius (ninespine stickleback)
Lineage: Eukaryota; Metazoa; Chordata; Actinopteri; Perciformes; Gasterosteidae
Gene: ccn4a
Product: cellular communication network factor 4a
Exons: 5
Coding region: 218-1312 (364 amino acids)
Biological process (GO): cell adhesion; signal transduction
Cellular component (GO): extracellular region; extracellular matrix
Molecular function (GO): heparin binding; integrin binding
Source: RefSeq, a predicted model, not a curated record